This is a messenger RNA of Siniperca chuatsi (mandarin fish), 822 nucleotides long. RefSeq names its product pancreatic progenitor cell differentiation and proliferation factor a (gene ppdpfa). Gene Ontology annotation, biological process: cell differentiation; multicellular organism development. Bases 177 to 536 code for a protein of 119 amino acids. The record is from RefSeq and is a predicted model, not a curated record. The transcript is spliced from 5 exons. NCBI's taxonomy places the organism in Eukaryota, Metazoa, Chordata, Actinopteri, Centrarchiformes, Sinipercidae.
CUAUAAAAGCCGGUCGUCCCUCUGUUGAAUCAGUUGCAGCAGUGACAGUUCAUCCACAAAUGGGCCAUUGGAACAGCUAGCACCUCUUCUGCUUCAAGCACUUUACAACCGCAUCUGGUGACAACAACAACAUCCUGCUCUUCAAGGUUACCAUUUUCCACCUGAGGUCAGACAAAAUGGCAGCAAUUCCAUCAAGUGGCUCCCUCAUCGCCACCCAUGAUUACUAUAGAAGGCGCCUCGGGUCUGCCUCCAGCAACAGCUCCUGUGGCAGUGCCGAGUACACAGGGGAGGUCAUUCCACAUCACCCAGGACUUCCAAGGCAAGAUUCUGGCCACUGGUGGACUUCAUUUUUCUUUGCAAAACAGAACCAGCCCAGCUUGCAGAAUGGAUCUGAAAAUCAAAAGAACGGAGUCUACACAGUGGCCAACGGUCAGGUGACCUGCAUCGCCAGAGAAAUGGUUUUGAACAGACAACUGAGCGAAAGCAGUGAAAACGGAAAGUCUGAAACAUCGACCCCUCCACCAACUUCCUCCUAGACUCCAUUCCCUGCCGCCGCCUCACCUUCCUGCCCCCCGCAGCCUCCUCAGCUUGCCAUCCAGGACAUAGUCUGUCACUGGAGAUGGAGAUGAUGAUGUGGUGAUAAUGAUGGUGUUUGUUACCUUUUGUCAGUGGAGUUUGCUUUUCCUAUUUUCCUAUUUAUAGUAUCUUUUUAUUAUGACCAAAAGUUUAAAAAAAACUCAAGUAUGUAAAAAGUUUUUUUCAUUUUAUUCUUCUUGUGACUUGAUAUUGUUGAUAAUAAUAAAUAAAAUGCUUAAGUCAGUA